Molecule: messenger RNA, 984 nt
Organism: Betta splendens (Siamese fighting fish)
Lineage: Eukaryota; Metazoa; Chordata; Actinopteri; Anabantiformes; Osphronemidae
Product: trace amine-associated receptor 13c-like
Exons: 1
Coding region: 1-984 (327 amino acids)
Biological process (GO): G protein-coupled receptor signaling pathway
Cellular component (GO): membrane
Molecular function (GO): trace-amine receptor activity
Source: RefSeq, a predicted model, not a curated record
AUGGACAACACCAGCUCCUCGCUCUGCUUCCCCAACCUCAACUCCUCCUGCAGACGCCUGCUACGACCACAGUCUGAGACCACUCUGCUCUACACGCUGCUCUUCUCCGUCUCCCUGUUGACUGUGAUGCUCAACUCACUCGUCGUCUUCUCCAUCUCCCACUUCCGGCAGCUCCAGACUCCGACCAACACCCUGCUGCAGUCUCUGGCGGUGUCUGACCUGCUGCUGGGGCUGCUGGUGAUGCCUGUUGAAGGCCUGCGCUACAUAGAGACAUGCUGGCUGCUGGGGAGGCUCAUGUGUGCUCUGAGCCCGUACAUUUACUACUGUCUAACGUCUUCCUCUGUGGGCCACAUGGUGCUCAUAUCGGUCGUUCGUUAUCUGACCGUCUGUGAUCCACUGCAACAGUACUCCAAGAUCACCAUGACUAACGUUAAAAUCUGUAUCUGUCUCUGCUGGACAUCUUCAGUAAUGUACAACGGCUUAAUUCUGAUGGAGCACAUGGGGCACCCUGACAGAGUGCGAUCCUGCUACGGGCAAUGUGUAGUGGUCAUCAACUACAUCUCAGGCACUGUUGACCUCAUCGUCACCUUUGUGGGACCCUGCACUGUCAUGGCUGUGCUGUACAUGAGGGUGUUUCUGGCUGCUCUGUCUCAGGCGCGUGUAAUUCAGUCACAGACGGCUGCUACUAACACGGAAGCAGCUCCAACAGCUAAGAAGUCACAGAGGAAGGCAGCCAGGACGCUGGGGAUUCUGAUAGUUGUGUUCCUAAUGUGUUUCUGCCCUUAUUACUAUCCCACGCUUGCAGGCGAGGACACGUCCACUGGCUUGUCCUAUUUUGGAGUAUUAGCUUGGCUCAUGAUGAUAAAUUCUUUUGUAAACCCUCUCAUAUAUGCUCUGUUUUAUCCGUGGUUUAGAAAAGCUAUCAAACUCAUUUUUACACUUAAAAUUCUGCAGGCUCACUCACAGGAUGUCAUGGUCAUGUAA